Phoenix dactylifera (date palm) is the source of this 1757-nucleotide messenger RNA. Lineage: Eukaryota; Viridiplantae; Streptophyta; Magnoliopsida; Arecales; Arecaceae. The record is from RefSeq and is a predicted model, not a curated record.
GCGCGCCUGCUCCAGUUUCACUCGAGCUCUAAACGCCGAGAAGAUGAUAGACGUCAAAUUCGAAGAGCACGGCCAGCUCCAGCUGCUGGACCGAGAAGAAGCCGAGGAGGAAUACGAUUGCUUCGAAUCCAUCGACAAACUGAUCUCCCAGGGGAUCAAUGCGGGAGACAUCAAGAAGCUCCAGGACGCGGGGAUCUACACCUGCAACGGCCUCAUGAUGCACACGAAGAAGAGCUUGACAGGGAUUAAGGGUUUGUCCGAAGCGAAGGUCGAUAAGAUCUGCGAGGCUGCGGAGAAGGUCGUGAACAUGGGUUACGUGACUGGAAGCGAUCUCCUCCUCCGGCGGAAGUCGGUGAUUCGAAUCACGACGGGGAGCCAAGCCCUUGACGAACUCCUUGGCGUAACAACGAACUUUCUUUUUUCAAUUUCAAAAAUACCAGACGUAGAAUCAUUUAAGUAUCCUCUUGAUCGGGCGGUUUCUGCCGUUAGAUCAUCCGUGAAAUUUAAUCAGAACCCUCCCACUAGUAAAUUAAAUUCUAACCUCUUUGUGAAGGUGGAAUCGAGACGCUUUCGAUCACGGAGGCAUUCGGGAGAAUUCCGAUCAGGAAAGACCCAGCUGGCUCAUACCCUCUGCGUCUCGACACAGCUCCCGAUCCACAUGCAUGGCGGAACGGAAAGGUCGGCCUACAUUGAUACCGAGGGAACAUUCCGACCGGACCGGAUAGUGCCGAUAGCGGAGAGGUUCGGGAUGGAUGCCGGAGCUGUUCUCGACAACAUUAGAUUAUCAUACGCGCGUGCCUACACAUACGAGCAUCAAUACAACUUGCUGCUCGGCCUGGCUGCCAAAAUGUCCGAAGAGCCCUUCCGCCUUCUGAUCGUGGAUUCGGUGAUCGCCUUGUUCCGCGUGGACUUCUCCGGAAGAGGAGAGCUUGCAGAGCGCCAGGUAUAUAUUUUGGCGCAGAUGCUCUCUCGACUGAUAAAGAUAGCCGAGGAAUUCAAUGUGGCAGGUUACAUGACCAACCAAGUGAUUGCGGAUCCAGGGGGAGGGAUGUUCAUUUCGGAUCCAAAGAAACCGGCAGUGGGGCACGUACUGGCGCACGCCUCCACCAUCCGGCUGAUGCUGAGAAAGGGAGGCGAGCAGCGCGUGUGCAAGAUCUUCGACGCCCCCAACCUCCCCGAGGCCGAAGCCAUAUCCUUUUCCCCUUACCUUCGCAGUCACUACUUACCUCUUUACUUCCCAGGCUUUUCUUCUCUAGCUUUAUAUAGGAAUAGAAAAACUACCUUCUUGGUGAGGUUAGAUACAAGGAGAAUGGUUAAAUUUCGCAUUCGGCAUUCACGCUUUGAAACUGCUAAUGAUUUGCAUGCAAGAUUUCUGGAAAGUUGAUGACCUUUACAAAGAGAGAGCACGUUUUCCAGAUAACUCCAGGUGGCAUCACGGGAUGCGAAGGAUUGAAGCUGGAAGAAGUUUUCAUUCCUCGCUAGCCUCCAGUUGCAUCAUGGAUGCGAAGGAUUGAAGCUGGAAGCCGUUUUUCAUUCCUCGCUAGCCUUAGAAAUGGAUUUAUUAAGAAUAGUAGGAAAAGUUGUUAUUUUUCUUUUGAAGUUCUAAGUACAACAAAAAUUUUAUCUGGGAAGCAGCUGGCAACAUACUUUGUUUUUUGCUUGAAAUUACAGAAUUUUUCUGUUGCCAUUUUACAGGCAGCAGCUUGAAAACUAUAUGAUUCAGUAAUGUGAAGCGGAUGUAACACUCUAUUUUUCUC